Myotis daubentonii (Daubenton's bat) is the source of this 3987-nucleotide messenger RNA. RefSeq names its product cholinergic receptor nicotinic alpha 1 subunit (gene CHRNA1). Lineage: Eukaryota; Metazoa; Chordata; Mammalia; Chiroptera; Vespertilionidae. Gene Ontology annotation, biological process: monoatomic ion transmembrane transport. Gene Ontology annotation, molecular function: transmembrane signaling receptor activity; acetylcholine-gated monoatomic cation-selective channel activity. Gene Ontology annotation, cellular component: postsynaptic membrane. The record is from RefSeq and is a predicted model, not a curated record.
UGGUGUCCACAAAAGGGAGAGGGCUGCUCACCAUUCAGAAUAAGUCUUUCCCUACUGCAAGCUGUUGUUUUUUUUUUAAUUAAGAUCUGACUCAUGGUGCAUUUCAAACACAAUGCCGUUCACACUCGCCUUGCCAAGGGUACAGCAACUGUGUAAAGUGAGGCUCUGCCGUAUCAUAGUGUAAGGCCCUCGGCCACGCCCUGGGCUCCAGGCUCUGCCAGCCCAGCUGUCCCGGCCCAAACAGGUGGUGUAAAACAAUAGCUCCGCAGCCGAGGGCCGGCCAGACCCUCCAGCCGCCAAGCGUCCAGCCAGACUCCUGCAAGCAGCACGGUCGCCAGCGCCACCGGCCCGGCCAGUGCCCACACUCAUGGAGCCCCGGCCGCUCCUCCUGCUCCUCGGCCUCUGCUCAGCUGGCCUGGUCCUGGGAUCUGAGCACGAGACCCGUCUGGUGGCAAAGCUAUUUGAACAAUAUAACAAAGUGGUGCGGCCAGUGGAGGACCACCGCCAGGCCGUGGAGGUCACCGUGGGCCUGCAGCUGAUACAGCUCAUCAACGUGGAUGAAGUCAAUCAGAUCGUGACAACCAAUGUUCGACUCAAACAGCAAUGGGUGGAUUGCAACCUAAAAUGGAAUCCAGACGACUAUGGCGGCGUGAAAAAGAUUCACAUUCCCUCCGAAAAGAUCUGGCGCCCAGACUUGGUUCUCUAUAACAAUGCAGAUGGUGACUUUGCCAUCGUCAAGUUCACCAAAGUGCUCCUGGACUACACCGGCCACGUCACGUGGACACCCCCGGCCAUCUUCAAAAGCUACUGUGAGAUCAUCGUCACCCACUUUCCCUUUGAUGAGCAGAACUGCAGCAUGAAGCUGGGCACCUGGACCUACGAUGGCUCCGUGGUGGCCAUCAACCCGGAAAGCGACAAGCCAGACCUGAGCAACUUCAUGGAGAGCGGCGAGUGGGUGAUCAAGGAGUCCCGGGGCUGGAAGCACUGGGUGUUCUACGCCUGCUGCCCCUCCACCCCCUACCUGGACAUCACCUACCACUUCGUCAUGCAGCGCCUGCCCCUCUACUUCAUCGUCAACGUCAUCAUUCCCUGCCUGCUCUUCUCCUUCCUGACUGGCCUGGUGUUCUACCUGCCCACAGACUCAGGAGAGAAGAUGACCCUGAGCAUCUCUGUGCUGCUGUCCCUCACCGUGUUCCUGCUGGUCAUCGUGGAGCUGAUCCCCUCCACCUCCAGCGCGGUGCCCUUGAUCGGGAAAUACAUGCUCUUCACCAUGGUGUUCGUCAUCGCAUCCAUCAUCAUCACCGUCAUCGUCAUCAACACGCACCACCGCUCCCCCAGCACCCACGUCAUGCCCGACUGGGUGCGGAAGGUUUUUAUCGACACCAUCCCAAAUAUCAUGUUCUUCUCCACAAUGAAAAGGCCGUCCAGAGAAAAACAAGACAAAAAGAUCUUCACCGAAGACAUUGACAUUUCGGACAUUUCUGGGAAGCCGGGGCCUCCACCCCCCGCCUUCCACUCUCCCCUGAUCAAGCACCCGGAGGUGAAAAGUGCCAUCGAGGGCAUCAAGUACAUCGCAGAGACCAUGAAGUCAGACCAGGAGUCCAACAACGCGGCUGAGGAGUGGAAGUAUGUUGCAAUGGUGAUGGACCACAUUCUCCUUGGAGUCUUCAUGCUCGUCUGUAUCAUCGGAACCCUGGCUGUGUUUGCAGGUCGGCUCAUUGAAUUAAAUCAGCAAGGAUGAGCAGAAAGCUGAGCUGAGCACCAGGCCCCAGCACCGGGCAGAGCAGAGAAAGGUGGGCAAACAGGAAGAUGUGUCCACUUGGAUAUAAGCUCACUGAUCAAACAUUUAAUUUUCUGUUUGCAUGAUUAACCAUAAUAAUUUACAUUUAUAAGGUUGUGGCCUCAAAGUGUUGUCACCUUGCUUCUCCCUUCAAUCUCUGUCAGCCUGGAGAGUGAACCCCUUUCAGUAAAUCAAACUGCAUCUCUACAGUAAGUUUCCACCCCAGUGUUGUCUGGAAGUUUUGCCCAGAAUAGCGGAGGUUUUCUGUUGGCUUGUUUUCCUAUUUUUAUUGAUUUAAGAAAAGAAUGUAUCCUUGGCUUAAAAGCCAGUUUUGUGCCUACUGGGAAAGCCCCACCUACCAGUCCCAGGAAGGUAAAGCAUUGGGUCUAGAGAGAAAGGAGACAGUAGACAGGCUGCCAAAAUGCAAAUCGCAUCAAGCCCCCGGUGAUAAAGUCCAUGUCUACAGCUGGUGGCCAAGGAAAGCGUUUCUAGUCUAAGGCAGCAUCUGGGUUUGAUGCUCGGGGUUUGAGGGAACACGUCCUGGUUCCCAGGCACGAGGGAAUCACCUCACAGACAAGAUUUCUUUCACCCUCAUGACUUUCGUACAGACGAGCAAACUGAACCUGAGGGAGGUUAAGUUCAUGGCCUAAACCAGUGGUUCUCAACCUUCUGGCCUUUCAGAUACAGUUCCUCAUGCUGUGACCCAACCAUACAAUUAUUUUCGUUGCUACUUCAUAACUGUAAUGUUGCUACUGUUAUGGAUCAUAAUGUAAAUAUCUGAUAUGCAGGAUGGUCUUAGGCGACCCCUGUGAAAGGGUCAUUCAACCCCCAAAGGGGUCGCGACCCACAGGUUGAGAACCGCUGUCCUAAACUAUUAAAGAGAAGAGCUGGGAUUCAAACCCAGACCAACUCUGGGUUCAAGCAGCUCCAGGCUGGUCAGUUCAUCUGUUCCUUGCCCUCCCUGCCACCCCGGCUCCAUCAAGGCCAGUGGUUCUCAACCUUCCUAAUGCCAUGACCCUUUAAUACAGUUCCUCAUGUUGUGGUGACCCCCAGCCAUAAAAUUAUUUUCGUUGCUACUUCAUAACUGUAAAUUUGCUACUGUUAUGAAUCAUAAUGUAAAUAUCUGAUAUGCAGGAUGUAUUUUCAUUGUUACAAAUUGGACAUAAUUAAAGCAUAGUGAUUAAUCACAAAAACAGUAUGUAAUUAUAUAUGUGUUUUCCGAUGGUCUUAGGCGACCCCUGUGAAAGGGUCAUGCAACCCCCAAAGGGGUCGCGACCCACAGGUUGAGAACCGCUGACCUAGGCCAUUCUGUCACUCUGGUCAGUGUCUUGAGCCCUUUAGUGUCAGUGUCCACCAUCUUUCUGCCUUCCCCAUGGAACUUCCUCCUUCCUUCCUAUCCCUUAUUCCAUGAAGAAUAUCCUUUAGCGACCUCCUAGCCACUGUAAUUCAUGCGGGACCAGAAAAUGUGCAGCCUUGGCCUUGGAUCACACCUGCCCCACAUCAGUGCCGGGUAGAGCAGGGAACUGCACUGCGGGUGGCCUGACUGAACCCGCGGGUCUGUCUACUUCUCCGCCGGGGCCCCUCCCACACACCCAGGGCAGGACUGAGUGCCUUCAUCUUUGAGUAAACUAAAGGGAAAACAGUUUGGUGGCUCCUCAAAAAACUAAACAUAGAAUUAUCAUAUGCUCCAGCGAUUCCACUCCCAAAAGAAUUGAGAGCAGGGACUUGAGCAGAUACUUGUAUGCCAAGUGUUCACGUAGCAUUAUUCACAGCAGCCAAAAGGUGGAAACAACCCAAGGGUCCAUCAGUGGAUAAGCAAAAUGUCGUCUAUACAUGCCAUGGAACGGUAUUCAGCCUUAAAGAGCAAUACAAUUCUGAUAUAUAACAUGGAUCAACCACGAAAACAUAGUAAACGAAUGCACCAGGCACAAGAGGACAAAUAUUGUAUGAUUCCACGUACAUGAGGUACCUAGGGCAGGCAAACUCAUGGAGAUAGAAAGUAGGACAGUGGUUCCCAGGGUUAGAGGAAGGGGCGAGUUACUGCUUAAGGGAUAGAGUUCCGGAAAUGGACAGUGGUGAGGGUUGCACAACCUCACGAAUGUACUUAAUGCCACUGAAUUGUAUACUGAAAGACGCCUAACGUGAUCCGUGUUGUGCUAUGAAUAUUUUACCACAAUAAAAAGUGUUGUUGUUGUUUCAAUCAUAAA